CUCAUACCAAACCAACUGAAAACCCACAACCAACUUCAAUUUCACCCCUUUUCUUUCAGACAGUCUUUCUAUUUUCUAACAUCAUCCCACAAAAAGCCAUAAAUUAACGAUGAGCGUGGAGCUUCUCGACGGCAACACCAUCGUCAACUUUGUUGGCGACGAGGAAGCCUUCACUGUCUCGGUUCACGAGCUAUUCGUGAACCUGGACAGUGAUCACGAUGGCCAGCUCUCUUAUUCGGAGAUGCUGAAGGAGCUGCAGAGUUUGAGGGUCUUCGAGACCCAUUUUGGCAUCGACGAGAGUAUGAGCCCCAGCGAUCUGGCUAGUGAGUACGAGUCUCUGUUCACAAAGUUCGAUCAUGACUCGAACGGGAAGGUGGAUCUCGAGGAGUUCAAGGCCGAGACGAGGCAGAUGAUGCUGGCGAUGGCGAGCGGGAUGGGGUUCUUGCCGGUACAGAUGGUGCUUGAAGAGGACAGCCUAUUGAAGAAAGCCGUGGAGUGGGAGACUGCUAUGCUUCCUGCUUAAGAAUGGUCGCUUUGCCAAACUAAUAUCCAAAUUUAAGCCCCGUGGUUAGCUUUAAUGUGUUAAUUUCUGCAGCAGUUUUCGUUUUUGUGGUUUUGGUAUAUGGACAUUUCGGAUUAAUAAUAAAACCUAACACUACAUGUUAACUUUGCUUGGUAUGGUAUUGAUUUGUGGAUUCCAAAUCAAUAGUGGUUUUGAUU
Molecule: messenger RNA, 720 nt
Organism: Linum trigynum
Lineage: Eukaryota; Viridiplantae; Streptophyta; Magnoliopsida; Malpighiales; Linaceae
Source: the annotation of a GenBank genome assembly